CUUGAGAGCAAAGACCUUGUUGGGGAUCUAGUGGUAAAAACAUCUGUUAUGUACGAGGUGUCAAUAAUGGUAUAUGAGUUUUACACUUUUCCACACCCAGGGUCAGAAUGCUGCUCCCCUGUCAUGCCCUCACUGUAGCUAUGGUCCAGACCCUUAUCUUCUCAGAAAACCGGGCAUUUGCCAAGAACAUCAACUUCUAUAACGUGCGGCCUCCUUUUGACCCGACACCAUUUCCAAACAGCUUCAAGUGUUUUACCUGUGAAAAUGCAGGGGAUAAUUAUAACUGCAAUCGAUGGGCAGAAGACAAAUGGUGCCCACAAAAUACACAGUACUGUUUGACAGUACAUCACUUUACCAGUCACGGAAGGAGUACAUCCAUCACCAAAAAGUGUGCCUCCACAAGUGAAUGUCAUUUCGUUGGCUGCCACCACAGCCGAGAUUCUGAACACACGGAGUGUAGGUCUUGCUGUGAAGGGAUGAUCUGCAAUGUAGAGUUACCCACCAACCACACGAAUGCGGUCUUUGCUGUGAUGCAUGCUCAGAGGACGUCUGGCAGCCGUGCCCCUGUGCUCCACCUACCAGUGCUGGCUUGGGCCUUCAUGCUGUUGUUGAUGUGAUACCACCAUUCCUGGGAGAGGCAGAGACCAGCCCUCUAAAGCACAAGCCAACAACUGUGUAAACAGCUAACUUUGGAGUGAAGACCAAUCUUGCACUUGGUGCAAGAGAAUGCUCAUUGGACCCCAAAGUUGAAGCCAGUUGUUGCUUAGCUAAAAUGCUCCUGCACGAGGCCACUGAGGAAGGGGACUUGGCAGGGACUGAGGGAUUAUGUGGAUUUUAUAUUUCUUGAUCAAAGGGGCUGCAUUUUGUCACUUCUGCAAGGAGAGUCUUGCCAGCAUCUACUACGGGCAGGUUCAGUAGCCU
Messenger RNA from Kogia breviceps (pygmy sperm whale), 921 nucleotides. The record is from RefSeq and is a predicted model, not a curated record. Lineage: Eukaryota; Metazoa; Chordata; Mammalia; Artiodactyla; Physeteridae.